AUGGAAGAAACCGAGAGUUUUCUCGAUGCUUCCGUCAAGUCGUCUCCAGCCUUGGCGUCCUUUUCUUCUUCCCGAUCCGGGGCUGCACCAAAGGCGCAAUCGUCGCAUCCGCUCGAUCGCCGAUGGAUCUUCUACGUGGCAGCCUUUGGGACCCUGUUGGUGCUCUACUUUGGAAACUGGUCGCCGGCGCAAGACGAUACGGCAACUCCUUUGUUGCCCAACGGUGGCGCCGAAGCCGUUCCGGCCCCCGCACCCGGUGCUCCCAGCAGUUCCCAAACGGACACAGUGUCACCAAUAAAGCCUCAGGGACCGUUACUCUAUUCUAAAAUGGCCACGAUUGUCCCCGACCCCGAGCACGUGCCGGUCAACGCCACCGCUCAAGCUGCUUUGGCCGACGCUUGGGGACGUUGGCACUUUUGGGACGGCGACGAAGACUCGCGUCCCACCGCCGACUACUGCGCCGAAUACGAAAAUCGGGACAUUCCCGGAGACGAGUUCCCCGACGAGGCCUGGCAAGUGGACGCCGUCUUUGUCAAUCACUUGCUCAACGAUGCGGAACAGUUGCUGCAACGGGCCCAGGAAGCCAUUUUUACCGAAUACGGACACGGCAAACCGCUACCACCGGAAGGACUCGCGGCGCGACUCAAGAUGUUCGCCUGGGAAAAGCUGGAUUUAUUGGAUCCCAACGAAACUCCACCGGAGGGAUACGGCGGUCGCGCUCGGAACAGAGGCAGCAACGGGGGAUGGACGACGGAAUCCGGGUUUGACGGACUCGUUCGACGAUUGCUCCACGCCAUGCACACCAACGACCAGUUCGUCGUCGUGCUGGGCGGACAUUCUGCCGCUGCCGGACACGGCAAUCACUUUCAUCAGUCUUACGCUAUGCAGUUUCAUCGUGUGGUCGCACCGGUACUCGCUCGCCUCGGCGUGAAACUCGUCACCCGCAACCUCGCCAUGGGCGGACUAGGAACCGUUCAACAAUCUCUUGGUUCGCAGUCUUUGUACGGGAGUGACAUUGAUUUACUAUGGUGGGAUUCUGGCAUGACGGAACCCCAAAGCUCUCUCACCGAUUUGUUCGUCCGGCACGCGCUCAUGUCACCCGGCAAGGUGCCGGUCGUGUGGGGCGGCGGCUUUGACAUAUUGCAACCCAUUUUUCAACAAACGGGGGCCGACGUUGGCGAAUUUGGUACCGGGAUGCUCGGAAUCCCCGUCGUCACGAGCGAAGAACAGGCCAUGACGAUUCCAUACCCCGCCCGGUAUAUGCUUUGUGACAAGGACGUCACUCCUCUGUGCCAGGAGGACCGCUUCUGUGGAAUGUGCUGGGUGGACCGGGACGAUGUGGACAAAUCGCAAUUUACUGAAAUACACGAGAUUCCUGGCGCGCGGGUCAAAUGGCACCCCGGCUGGCGCUCGCAUCAGUGGCAAGGACGGGUACUGGCGUACGCUGUCCUGGAAGCCCUGCAAGUUGCCAUACAGCGCUGGAGCGACGGAACCAUGGGAGGGCCACCCCUCGAGGACGCGCUGUGGCACGUCACGGCACAUUAUAACUCUAUCCGAGAUAAAGUCCGCACCGUACAGGGCGGGGAAUGUCGUGCUUUGGACGAUUUGGUUUCACCACGCGUGUGUUCCACCCCAAUGAAAGGUGCCACAUUAUUUACACCGCGGGCCAAUCCUGAGGAAACGUCGUUGACCAAGCUAAUCAAACCGGCACCAAACGGAUACGUACCCACAAAUCAACGCAAGGUCCUUUACGAUGGACCCGAUCGACACAACGAAUGCUACGAUGUGAAAGAAGGAGGAAUUGAUAUCCUAGCUAUCAUUAGUGGACGUCGGCGAUUGGAAGAACAAGUCACACCGUCAGGCCCAACUUUUUCCGAUUGGAGAUCAACACACGAAAGUGGAACUGACACUGAGAAGCCACUUGUGGCGAUAAUAUCACCACAGCGCAACGCCUCUCGCUCAGAACGCCGAGCAGCCAGCGAUGCGAUUGUUCCAGGGAAAGGAUGGCAGGUGGUGAGCGAGAUGCCCGGACAGUGUGACGGGGAGUACCACUCCGUUUGUGGUAGGCACGUAGAUAUAUCUUGCCCCAUGUUGGGGCACCACGACGGUCGCGGAGUUCUGGUUGGUAACGAGUAUUCGGGUUGGAUUGUCUUGAAUUUGCCGAAGGUAACAGAGGGGCUCAUAAUUAUUAAGCUUUUCACGUGGGGCGGGGAAGGCAUGAAUACGAUUACCCAAGGCUGGACGACGGUCAAUAACGAAGGGGGUCGAAGGCUCCGUGGCAGCAGUAACUUCUUGCAAAAAGAAGAGAACCUUAGCCGGUGGAAUGAAAGCAGUACUACUAUUGAGUCCGAGAAGGAGCGGUAUGGUGGUGAGUUGGACGAGCGACGAUUGGAUCCCAAGUCCAUUGAGAAUUAUCCAAAUGCGUUCGAAUUCGAUUACGCCAUCAAUGGGAAGAUAACUACAUUGAACAGGGACCAAUUCAGAGACCGUGUGAAGGAUUUAGCACGCGUUGUGGAGGUCAUGACGCUGUUGGACGAUCCUGAUUUUGUAUCAGGUCCUACCGACGUUGAAAUCGCUUUUCGAAUGCGCAACUGUGGUCACCUAUGCACAGUUUCACUCACACACGUUUAUUGGGCAUAAAAAAUAAAAGAUAGCUGACUGUGUUUUGGACGGGGGG
Messenger RNA from Phaeodactylum tricornutum CCAP 1055/1, 2677 nucleotides. RefSeq lists its product with no specific name. Bases 1 to 2640 code for a protein of 879 amino acids. The transcript is spliced from 2 exons. NCBI's taxonomy places the organism in Eukaryota, Bacillariophyta, Bacillariophyceae, Surirellales, Neidiaceae. The record is from RefSeq and is a predicted model, not a curated record.